AUGGAGAUGAUCCACCAGUUGUCCCGGCAAGGUUUUUUUUUUGAAGGGAGUCUGGCGAGUGACGAGCGCAGCGCCUCGGAGGAGCGCGAACGCAUCGUGCAGAGACUCCCUGCUUCUCUCCAGGCGAUGCUCCUGCGGGCCAAGCUCACGCUGACCGACGCUGAGAUCCAACGAAUGUCCUGCGCGACGGCUGAUCAGCGGUGUGAGGCGCUUCGUAUGAUCUUUGAGGGUAAAUCGGCGGAUGAGGCAAUAUUAUUUCUGCUUCAUGAAAGCUCUCGCAACACGACGCCAGUGUCGUCAGCGGGUCCUGCGAAUCCCUCGACAAGGGCAGCAACGAUGGAGUUGACGGCUAAUUGUCAUUCAGUGACACGCCGGUCGAAUAGCGACAAAGCGUUGGACCCGUCGUCCUCUUUGCCCUCAACACAUUCCUCACAUUCCCCCCGUGAAAAGGAGGAGGUGACUGUUCAUUUUCCUCCUCCGCCUUCUUUGCGUUGCACCGGCAUGACAAAUUUCUACAGCGCUGGGGACGAUAAAGAUGUUAAAGACAUUUCUUCACUUCCUGGUGUGUCUUCACUGCACUCUCAUCCUCAGCCAGCGUCUGCACAAGUCCUCCGUGAAAUCAAUGUAAAUACUGCCGCUCUUUCAGCACCAAUGGAUUUGGCGGGGAAAAUGAUGGGCCAGCCUCACGUAAAAUCCAAGAAGAGCCCGAGUCCGGAUGUGGUAGAAUAUUCUCCCCCAGUUUCUGGGGGAAUUCCAGCGAUGACGGUGAAUAAAGCAGCACAAGAGAGUGGCUGGUCAAAUGUCUCGCCGGUACCCAUGUAUCCAACCUCAGCUUGCUCGGCAUGGGAUGACCAUUUCAAGACAUUUAUUGUGCAUCCAAAUCAAUUAAAGCGACUGGAAGAAUUGGAACGACAAAUGGCACCCCCUGCCGUUGUACGUCCUCUCAGGGAUGGAGCUUUUCGUCGCUUGAUGACAGAUGAGCAUCGGCAAUUUUCACGUCAAAACACCAAAUCAGUGAAAACGCCACCCACUUCGUCUUCUUUCUCUGGGAAUCAUCAAAAACACACUGCCGGCUCCGGAAAAGGCGGCGCGCCCUUGACCUCACGAACGCAAAGUACGUGUUACUCGCCUGGCAAUGAACAUGUUUCUCCGACCCCGUACGUGCCACCACUGCAGAUCGUGAGGAAAAAAAAAGGUAAAGAAGAUGUAUUUACUCGUUUGUAUAGUGUGAACUCUUUGCGGGGAACUCCAAGAGUGAGUACAGCACGUGAGAGAACAUGUAGUUUAUUUUCUCAUGGAAGUAUUGCAACUGCGCGUGGUGACAAACUUCAGCGCAGUUCAUCUGAUUACAUUGGCCGGACCCCAAGGCGGAGGGGAGAAGUUGUGAAUGCUCAUCCGACGUGGUGGACAACAUGCUGGCGUAGAACUUCUCAUGAUCAACGCUUUCAGUCCACACCCGUAAGGGUACCUUCUUCAGGAAGGCAUGGACGUUUGCUUGCGGAGUCACCUGUGACCCGAAAAAGGCCACCUGCGCCUAAUUCUUUUUCUCCUGAAAGUCCUGUUCAACGGCUUCAGCGAACUGCUACCACAAUAGACCGUUACUCUCGCCUAGUUGGAUCCUCUACAUGGAGUGCUAGUUGUGAUGCGUACGGCACGUUUUAUUCAGAAAAUGCCAUCCAAGGAAAGCAGCGGGGUGGCUGCAACAUGUCUGCUUCCACUUUAGGGAACAGGCUGAAACGCUCUUCAACCGCGACCACGUGGCGUUGA
Trypanosoma cruzi is the source of this 1767-nucleotide messenger RNA. RefSeq lists its product as uncharacterized. The record is from RefSeq and is a predicted model, not a curated record. Lineage: Eukaryota; Euglenozoa; Kinetoplastea; Trypanosomatida; Trypanosomatidae. The coding region runs from base 1 to 1767 and encodes 588 amino acids. The transcript has a single exon.